Alternaria alternata is the source of this 831-nucleotide messenger RNA. Its product is annotated as endosomal cargo receptor. Lineage: Eukaryota; Fungi; Ascomycota; Dothideomycetes; Pleosporales; Pleosporaceae. The record is from RefSeq and is a predicted model, not a curated record. The transcript has 3 exons. Bases 11 to 646 code for a protein of 211 amino acids. Gene Ontology annotation, biological process: Golgi organization; endoplasmic reticulum to Golgi vesicle-mediated transport; intracellular protein transport. Gene Ontology annotation, cellular component: endoplasmic reticulum-Golgi intermediate compartment; Golgi apparatus; endoplasmic reticulum.
AACGAACACGAUGCGGUCACUCCUCACCAUUUUCAGCGCAUUGCUGGCAUACACCACUGCCGUGUAUGCUACUGCCCUCACCUACAGACUAGAGGCACACGAGCAAGCAUGCUUCUACGCGCACGUUGAGAACAAGGGGACCAAGUUGGCUUUCUACUUUGCAGUCCAAUCCGGAGGCUCAUUCGAUGUCGACUAUUUGGUUGUCGGCCCAACAGACAAGACCAUCCUGGAUGGAACCAAGGAGCGACAGGGCGACUUUGUAUUCACGGCAAACGAUGUGGGAGAAUACCGUUUCUGCUUCAACAACGAGAUGAGCACUUUUGCGGAGAAGAUGGUCGAUUUCGAAAUCGCCGUUGAGAACGAAGCCGCCCGUGCCAAGAUCCCGUCCAAGCAGGGCUCCUCCCCUGAACAGACCUCGGUCCUUGAGGAGUCUAUUCUCAAGUUAUCCGCACAACUCUCCACCAUCUCCCGCAACCAGAAGUACUUCCGCACGCGCGAGAACCGUAACUUCAGCACCGUCAAGAGUACCGAGAAGAGGAUAUUCAACUUCAGUUUGAUGGAGUCAGGCUUGAUUAUGACCAUGGCAGGGUUGCAGGUCUUCAUUGUUCGCUUCUUUUUCCAGGGCGCGAGGAAAGGUAUUAUUUGAAACUGCCUCUCAGGAUAAGAGUUUGGAAGUAUCGUGGGCUGACACAUGUUGGCAGGCUACGUAUGAGCAUGCGCUAGUUCACUUUCCAAAUUUGGAGUUGGAUCAUCAUGCAAUCUGGAGAUCUAGCGGGUCGUUUGGAGUACUAUCCUGCGGGACGAGAAGAGUAUGCAACUUUUUUGAUUACC